AAACAUAACUUUGUUAUGUUUCAAAACCCUAACCCCAUUUUCGUUGCAGGAGGCGAGAGGCGAGAAGGAGACGCGAGGCAAGAAGGAGGCGAGAGGCGAGAGGCGAGCAGCUCUACCAUCUUCGAUCUACCAUCUUCAAGUGAGAAAAUGUCAACUUCAAAACAAGCAGUUAAUGAGACUGCAAAAUGGAGCCAAGCAAAUGUAGACACCCUUAUUUUUCUGAUGGUAGAGGAAGUUAAGAAAGGAAAUAGGACUACUUCGACUUUUAAUAAAGCUGGUUGGAACAACAUUGCCAAUAACUUCAAAGAAAAAACUGGGGUCAACUAUGCCAUUAUACAGUUGAAGAACAAAGUGAACAAACUGAGGCAGGAUUAUAGUCAGUUUAAGAAGCUAUUGGAGACAACUGGUUUUGGUUGGGAUACUGCUUCAAGAACUUGUACUGUUGAUGAUGAAUCCAUCUGGGAAUCGCAUAUUAAGGAUAACCCUACUUGGGCACGAUUUAAGAAUCAUGGACUACCACAAUGGCCAGAACUAUGUAUGGUAUUUGGUGAUACAUAUGCAGACGGCGAAGGAAGUGGGACUCAAAUAACCAUGUUGGAAACUUUGGGGGCCGAUGAUGAUAGGAAUAUGAUUGAAUCUUGUGAUGAGUCAAGUUCCGCUGAUGAAGUUACUCCAUUAGGUGACACUCAAACUGAAGCAGUGGAAAAAAGACCAGCUACUAAGCAUAGUAUUUGA
Macadamia integrifolia is the source of this 735-nucleotide messenger RNA. RefSeq lists its product as uncharacterized. The record is from RefSeq and is a predicted model, not a curated record. NCBI's taxonomy places the organism in Eukaryota, Viridiplantae, Streptophyta, Magnoliopsida, Proteales, Proteaceae. Bases 16 to 735 code for a protein of 239 amino acids. The transcript is spliced from 4 exons.